AUGGCCGCCGAAGCAGCUCGCAAAGGAAUUACCGCCUUCAACACCAUCAAAAACAUAAUUUCGGAGCUCAAAAAGAUCGAUAAGACGUUCACUCCGGCUUCCCAGCAAUAUAAGUACCUAAUGGAGCAAAUGAGAGCCGAUCAAGUGACCACAAGACGGUAUUCAAAGGCGGAAAAUGAGUCGGAGAGUGUCGCCAAGCUUUAUUUAAGCUAUCUUCAAGGAAAUCGCCGGCUUAAUGCUCUACAACAGGAAUACAAAGGUGGCGAGAAGAGUAUUGAAGAGAGCGCCCGUAUUGUUGGAUUGAAGCUUCCAGAGAAGAAAAAUUUCUAA
Molecule: messenger RNA, 330 nt
Organism: Caenorhabditis remanei
Lineage: Eukaryota; Metazoa; Nematoda; Chromadorea; Rhabditida; Rhabditidae
Exons: 2
Coding region: 1-330 (109 amino acids)
Cellular component (GO): mitochondrion
Source: RefSeq, a predicted model, not a curated record